AUGUCACCCCGGGGCUCCACAGCCGCUUCCGUCGCUUCAGAUACGAACGGAUCUGCCCCUCUCGUCAAGCAGCCUUCCGCGAAGAACAUCGAGUUUGCGUGGUUUUCUCGAAAGGCCUUCCUCUGGAGGAGGUUCUCUGUCUCCAGCAUCGUUACUGUCGUCGCCACAGCUGAUGGCCAUGGGAGAUAUCACUCCCUUGCCUUCGCCGAUCGGUGGCGUCUCGCCAUGGAAAAUACCGCGUCGCAAUUCACAAUCGUUAUCUCGGACCCCAUCACUCCUCUCGCGCAACGGCUCGAGCCUAACAAGCAGCGUGGCAUGGCGGAGAUGUUGGGUGCUGACAAGCAUCUAGAGACACCCAGCAAGGCACGCCCUGAUGGAGCUCCGAAGCAUGCUCGUAACCGUAGCCUUAGUGAUUUCGGGAUCGGCCGUACCUCAAGGAAUCUUUCAUCGUCAAGUACCGACUCGAAAUCAAACAACAUGCACCGGGAACAACACCUGGCAGUUCAUCGCGGCAUCGCGUUACCCGCAGUCCGUCCUCCGACGCCGCCAAGAAGUAGUCGCAGUACAUCUGAUGGUGAUGUGGAGCCCGUCAUUCUCAGCCCACAAUCCAUGGAUGGCUCGGAUGAAAUAUACUCGGUACGUUCUGUUCGGUCCCAGCAGCCGCGUAAGUAUCGCAAACUGCGCGAGCUCGGACAGGGCACAUUCAGCCAAGUAUGUCUAGCAGUGCGUAUGGAACUGCGGGAUAUGGAAUCUGGUUACAGUUCGAGUCUCCAAGGGGUAAAUGCCGCUACGCAAAAGCUUGUCGCUGUUAAGGUCAUUGAGCAUGGCCCGGCGGGUGGAGCGGAUGAGGAACGAUUGGAGGUAUCGCUCAAGCGGGAAGUGGAUAUCUUGAAGUCGGUCAACCAUCCUUCUCUUGUGCAACUGAAAGCGUUUGGAAGCGACGAAAAGCGCGCUCUUUUGGUCUUAGACUACUGCCCGGGAGGUGACCUGUUCGACGUUGCCACCUCUGGACCGAGACCCAUGAGCUCCGAGCUGAUUCGGCGGAUCUUCUCUGAGUUGGUCGCUGCCGUACGCUACCUGCACGCCAACUUCAUAGUCCAUCGGGACAUUAAACUUGAGAAUGUCCUAGUUACUCUCCCUCCUGCUGCUAUGGAUGAGAUAACUGAUUGGCGUACAUACGAUCGUGCGGUCGUUACCCUUACCGACCUGGGCCUAUCCAGACGAAUCCCACAACCUCCGGAGAGCCCGCUCCUCCACACCCGAUGUGGAAGCGAGGAUUAUGCCGCUCCGGAAAUUCUGAUGGGCCAACCCUAUGAUGGGCGGUCCACUGAUGGCUGGGCCCUUGGCGUCUUGCUCUAUGCGAUGAUGGAAAACAGAUUACCGUUCGAUGCUUUGCCGGGUACUCGAGGCGACCCGGCAAAACUCCGUGCUCGUACCCCACACCGUAUUGCGCGAUGUGAGUGGUCAUGGUAUCGGUAUGCCGACAAUGACGGUGAAUGGGAUCCCCAGAAGGGAAAAGAUCUAGAGGGGGCCCGUGAGUGCGUUGAAGGGCUCCUAAAGCGGAAUACAAAACGCAAAAGCUUGGAUGAGAUCGCAUCCAUCGAGUGGGUUGCGAAAGCGAUCGACGUACCGAGUGGGUUGAAGAGAGGUGACAAAGAGGUACCAUAG
Molecule: messenger RNA, 1668 nt
Organism: Aspergillus bombycis
Lineage: Eukaryota; Fungi; Ascomycota; Eurotiomycetes; Eurotiales; Aspergillaceae
Product: putative protein kinase
Exons: 5
Coding region: 1-1668 (555 amino acids)
Biological process (GO): intracellular signal transduction; protein phosphorylation
Cellular component (GO): cytoplasm
Molecular function (GO): ATP binding; protein serine/threonine kinase activity
Source: RefSeq, a predicted model, not a curated record